GAAGCUUCUUCACCUUAGCUCUAGUCGCUGUUGUUCCUGCUGCCGAACUGAACGUCGACCAGUGAAUACAUUAGUGGCUGACAUGCAGUAGAAUCUGAGCGCAUUUUGCAGCAGCACUCAGGACUGGCGUGCUUCUCCUCCAGCUGCGACGUGAAUAGAGAUCAGAGGCGCAAAACAGCAGGAGAGGAGUGACGACAUCGGGAUGUUGGAUGCUUCUUACGCAUUGAUGCUGAGUUUUGAGAGAGGCGCGCGCUUGAGCUUUCGCACACUUUAGAGGCGACGAGAACGACGACAUUGUGGACAAAAAGAAGUUCACUGUGGAAGGAUUCAGGAUGAUCUUACGAAGUAUAAACCGAGCGGGGCCGGUCCCUGCCUUCCUCAGGAGCCCAGCCGUCAUCCCGCCAUCCCCACUUGACAUGAAGCCCUUCCUACAAUUCCCCCUGGAGUCACCACACCCUGCAACUCUGGGUCUCUUUCACAACUUUAAUACAAUGGACCCCGUCCAGAAGGCCGUAAUGACGCACACCUUCGGGCAUCCCAUGGUGAAGACAAAGCGUCCCAUCAUCUCCUGCAAUGUCUGUCAAAUACGUUUCAACUCGAAGAGCCAAGCAGAGGCUCACUAUAAGGGCAACCGGCACGCUCGGAGAGUUAAGGGCAUUGAGACGUCCAAGACACCUCGUCUUCAAGAUGGCGACAAGCAGCACCCUCCCCCCACAACUUCGCCCUCCCCGUCACGCCCCUCGCCAUCCAACCUGGAUCCUGAUCCAAAUAAGCAGGACGAUACGCAAUCCUGUCCCAACUCUGAGUCACCUUUGACCCCGAACCAAAUCACAACACCCACAGUGAGCUCAGCGGAAGCAGAGGGUCCCUUCUUGGCGUCUGCGGGCGCACCUUUGCCGUCCUCCCCCUUACCGGCAGCCAUCGUCAGCACGUCGCCCGCAGACUCAGCGGGGGCAGUCGUUCCCGACACCCCGUCUCCAGCUCCCAGCCCUCCCUCUGGAGAGUCUGAGGAAGAGAAAGCCAAGAAGCUUCUCUACUGCUCCUUAUGUAAAAUUGCAGUGAAUUCCCUCUCACAGCUGGAGGCCCAUAACAAGGGUACAAAACACAAAACAAUCCUGGAGGCACGGAGUGGACUGGGGCCCAUUAAGGCCUACCCACGUCUAAGUCUGAGAGGCAGCCCCGAGCAGGGCGGUGAGCUGUCAUCUGACCCCAACACUCAGGAACGAACCUUCCACUGUGAGAUCUGCAAUGUCAGAGUCAACUCUGAGCUGCAGCUUAAACAGCAUAUUUCCAGCCGUAGACAUCGAGAUGGAGUUGCGGGGAAACCCAAUCCUCUACUUAGUCGCCAUAAGAAGCGUGCGGACUUCAUGGAACUUCCCAAAACCCUACGGGCAGGACUUUUACCAAAUCCUCUGGCUGUUGCGGCAGCCAUAGCCGCUGCAGCAUCCUCAAAUCAGCUGGCACUGCGCCCUCCUGGCCCCCCGACCCACGCGCACGCCCAUCACCACCUGCUACAGGGGGCACCCCUCAGCCUGCUGAGGCCCGCUCCGGGGCCCAUUCGCACUACACACGGGCCAAUCCUCUUCACGCCGUACUAAUAGCGUGAGCGUAAGGAGGAGUCAGGAAGAAGCACACUGUGACUCGGAGAGCCAAACCAAGGUGGUGUUUCAUCAUAACUUAACUCAUUCACUGCCAGCCUUCCCAGUUAACAUGGAUAUUUGACUUCUAAAGCCGUCAAUGGCAGUGAAUGUGUUAAACUUGUGACUGACUGAAUGGUGCAUACUGUAGUUGCAGACUGCUGCUGCUGUUAUGCUAACAGGGAGAACCAGAGGUAUCCGACAACUCGAAGACAUUUUAAAGAGCAGCGUACAUUUUCAUCUUUCCGAUUUGCCCUGCAUCGAUAAAAUACCAACUAAUUACCGGUAAUAACCCUGCAAAGAUGAGGACGUGGACUGUUAAAUGGACUUCCACUUUGCAACUGGCUUAACCGCUGUAUUUCAAACCCUACCUCUUCAACAAUUUGAAUCUUCUCCACAUCUGAUGCAUCAUUUUCAUAAGAAAAAAAGAAGCCCGUUGGGUUCUAUAUUGUGGUCUCCUCUGAUGUUAGCUGUUAGCAAUCACUGUGUAAUGGGUCCCCCACUUUUUGUGGUAAAUGAAUUUGUGUUGCUGGUGGAGUCUCCUGAAAAUUUCUGUACUGUAUGUUUAGAUCUUCCCAGCUCGCUUAGGGGGUCUGUACUUACCUCUGUGGGACACAAACAGGGGGUAAAAGAGGAACAGAGUAUACAUUACGUCUUAAAGAAGAUAGUCAAUGAAGCACCUUAACCAUGUGAAUGGGAUGGCAAACUUGUAUUUGUGAAGAAGUACUAUGCAGCUAUCAGUGUUUAUAUUCGUGGUCUGAUUAGAUGUUGAAGUUGGAGAAAAGAAAAACAAGAUAAAAGAACAUCAGGGAAGACGAAGCAAGUAUCUUUAGGUUUAGGUCUACAUGUUAAUUGUCAGAUAAAACCGCAAAUUUGAUUCCCCAGAUUUUCCCUGGUCACGUGUACUAGAAAGUGUGACUAGGCACUGGGGUAAACGUCUGCAUGUAAGUGAUUUUGAAUGCAUUUAAAUGCUUUAAUUUAUGUUUCACUGCACAAAAACAGAAAAGUUCCAGUAUCUCAGAGAAAGACUUUCAACACUGUGAGCACAGCAAGACAAUGAGUAAUAUAGUAGCAGCUAUUUGCAAUAUGGGCAUAUUCAGCUCACAAACACAUACACAUAUUCAAUGCAAAAGAAAAUAAUUAGGUGCAUAUUAUAAUAAUAAUAUGUUCUAAUAAUAUAAAACGUAUACAUACAGUAUACAUACAAUAUAUGAGAAACAUAAGCGCACACACACAGACAUGAGCAGCAAAAACAUCCUUUUUGAUAGCUUUGCAGGUGUGCGGUAGGGUAAAGCAAUGGUUUGUUUGCUCUGCUUUGUGACCCAACAUGACCUUGGAGAAUCUCGAUGAAAACUGUCACGGCAGAAUGUCACACAAUAGUGAGAAACUUCAGCAAACCGAAACUGUAGCAAUACUUUCUGCUCUCCUACUUUUUAUGUGAAAUGCAAGAAACGCAAUACAAAAAAAUAUAUAUUGCGUCAAAGGAUAUAUUCAUAGUUUUUAGGAGUGAUGUGUAGAAACAUUACGGUACAUGUAAAUUAUUUUAAAAAAUGACAAAUGGAAAAUGUGGGGGCUUCCAAAUUGUUAAAUUCUAAUAGAAUUGU
This is a messenger RNA of Phycodurus eques (leafy seadragon), 3241 nucleotides long. RefSeq names its product zinc finger protein 385A-like. Gene Ontology annotation, molecular function: zinc ion binding; nucleic acid binding. Gene Ontology annotation, cellular component: nucleus. NCBI's taxonomy places the organism in Eukaryota, Metazoa, Chordata, Actinopteri, Syngnathiformes, Syngnathidae. The record is from RefSeq and is a predicted model, not a curated record.